This is a messenger RNA of Periconia digitata, 741 nucleotides long. NCBI's taxonomy places the organism in Eukaryota, Fungi, Ascomycota, Dothideomycetes, Pleosporales, Periconiaceae. The record is from the annotation of a GenBank genome assembly.
AUGGCAGGCGUGCCUGCGUGCGAGUCAACCAAUCUCGCUUCGGCUCGGCUCCAUCACUCGGAGCUCAUCCCCAUCGCAUCGUCGUCAGCCUCACUUUUUCUUCUUCCUCUCGUGGCCAGAUGCAAACAGUCCGGCUCACCACGGCAAGCAACCAAGCGGGAAACAGGGCGCCCGCACGUUGUUCUGCACUGCACAUCCUCAUCAGCUACCAACUGGGACGCCGUCUCCAUGCCAGGUGCUGACUCCAUUCCCCAACUCAAUACCAAACCAUGCCAUCACUACAAAAAGUCAAUCGCCACAACCACAGCAACCAUUGCAGUGCAUUGGAUACCCCGGCCAAUCACCCAUCACUCGUGUUAAACACUCCGCCUCCGCCCGUUUUUAGCUGCGAAACCUAGACUGCCCCAUCCCCAUGGCCUCUCUAUUGUCCUUCAGAUCCUGUAUAAUAACCAUGCCGCACCUCCGUUCCAUUCAUGCACUGCCUGACUGAUAUGGGCCUUCUUCCCUUCUGGAGUCAUCCUGUAUCCGAUCGUCGUCGGACCAUCGAUGAGUACGACUUACCUUAGUCAGAGAGACAUUACGCCAUCGUGGACGGCAAAUACUUGAUGAAUCAUUCGCCAGCAGAGAAUGACUCGCCACAACAAAACUUGUGGACCGACAGCAUUCAUCAAGAGGCGACUUGCAGCAGCAAAAGCAAAUGCUCCAAGAAAGGUGAAGAGUAGAGCCCCCACGUCUCUCGUA